AUGAAUAUGCAGUGCCUCACCCUAAAUCCCAACCAGGUGCAACCUCCGACCCGCGACUUGCCAUCCGGCAAACCCUUGCCUGACAGCCUGCCAGACGCGAAGGAGGUAAAAGUGCACCCGCGCGGCAGUGACGGCACGGAGAACGCAUCUCUGUUUUUCGUCGGGACAGCGACGACUAUCUUGUUAGUAAAGCAUGGCCUUCCAAAUUUCCUUCAUGCUGGAGACCAUGUGCAUCUCGGGCCCGGCGUGUCUGCCAUGCGCCAAACCAACCCGGCGGUAGACUUACAUGACUUACCUCGGAUUGACUUGGUCUUGCUGUCGCAUUAUCACGGAGACCACUUUGAUCAGUCAGUAGAAGCGUCUCUACGCCGGGAUCUGCCCAUCAUCACCACUCCACAUGCAAAGGACCAUCUCACUUCGAAGGGCGCACAGGACUCAUUUUCAAAUGUUCAUGCUCUAGACUUUUUUGAGCAGAUGCUCGUUGAUAUCAGUGGUAAUACGAGUAGUCGCAACGAAAAGAAGCCACAGGUUCGCGUAACGGGAAUGCCGGGGAAACAUGUUCCUACCAAACCUCUCCAGGUAUUGAAUGAUCUCGUUCAAGCAGUUCCUCCAACAAACGGAUGGAUGGUCGAACUCGGUCAUUCCACGUCUUCAUCAGACUUCAAAGUCGGCUACCGAAUCUAUAUAUCCGGUGACACCCUUCUGGUGGACGAAUUGAAAGAAAUCCCCAAGCGAUAUGCAGGCCAAAAUAUCGACCUGAUGCUCAUUCAUCUCGGUGGCACAACAAUUCCUUCCCCGGCCUUGUCACCCAUGACAGUGAUGGUGACCAUGGACGCCAAGCAAGGCUUACAGCUGAUUCAGUUGAUCAAACCUCACCUGACAAUUCCGAUACAUUAUGAUGAUUAUGACGUGUUUGCAAGUCCAUUGGAUGAUUUCAAAGCUGAGGUUGAAAAGGCCGGUUUAGCAGAUAGGGUUGUAUAUCUUGAGCGAAAGGAUCAGUUCAAGUUUCGGGUUGUUAGUUGA
This is a messenger RNA of Talaromyces amestolkiae, 1023 nucleotides long. RefSeq lists its product as uncharacterized. The coding region runs from base 1 to 1023 and encodes 340 amino acids. NCBI's taxonomy places the organism in Eukaryota, Fungi, Ascomycota, Eurotiomycetes, Eurotiales, Trichocomaceae. The transcript has 4 exons. The record is from RefSeq and is a predicted model, not a curated record.